This is a messenger RNA of Sapajus apella (tufted capuchin), 1737 nucleotides long. It is a transcript of the gene AKR1B10, whose product is annotated as aldo-keto reductase family 1 member B10. Gene Ontology annotation, molecular function: aldose reductase (NADPH) activity. Lineage: Eukaryota; Metazoa; Chordata; Mammalia; Primates; Cebidae. Gene Ontology annotation, cellular component: mitochondrion; cytosol. The transcript has 10 exons. Bases 453 to 1418 code for a protein of 321 amino acids. The record is from RefSeq and is a predicted model, not a curated record.
UGGGGGUACAGGGGUGCUUCUGGGUGGCUGGCAGCAGCCCAUUUCUUGUCCCUGUGGUAGGACAGCUAUGCAUCUCUGUUUUGUGUACUUUUCAAUGUUUGUUAUCUCACAAUAGAAGAGGUUUAAAAAACUAUUUUGUCAAGAGAUCAAGUUUUAAGUGCUUUUCCCCCAUCAUUGGCUUGACUGGGUUAGAACAAAAUGUGGUAAUUCUAAUACUAUUUCUUUUCUUCUUUCCCCUCUUUCUCUCCUCUCUCUUCGUCUCCCUCUCCCUCCUUCCCUAUUUCUUCUUAUAGGAAUGGAAAAGAAGCUCUAUUCCUAUAAGUUUUGUAUUUCUCCUUUUUUUCUGAAACUAUCAUUGUAUAACGGACGGGUUCUGCUGAGACUUACUGCGUGUCUGGUGAUGUGCUGAAAACUCAGCAUUCAUUGCAGCAUGUCAUUGCCACAAAGGCCUCAUGAGGCUGGUGCUAUUCUUUUUCCCAUUUUGCAGACAAGGCUUAGAAAGAUUGAAUCACCUGCUUAGGCCCGCUCACCCAUCUCCUGUCGGCAAAGUGAAAGAAGCUGUGAAGGCGGCCAUUGACGCAGGAUAUCGCCACAUUGACUGUGCCUAUGUGUAUCAGAAUGAGCAUGAGGUGGGGGAGGCCAUCCAAGAGAAGAUCCAAGAGAAGGCUGUGAAGCGGGAGGACCUCUUCGUUGUCAGCAAGUUGUGGCCCACUUUCUUUGAGAGACCCUUCGUGAGGAAAGCCUGUGAGAAGACCCUCAAAGACCUGAAACUGAGCUAUCUGGAUGUCUAUCUUAUUCACUGGCCACAAGGAUUCAAGUCUGGGGAUGACCUUUUUCCCAAAGAUGAUGAAGGUAAAAUGAUAGGUGGAAAAGCAACGUUCUUGGAUGCCUGGGAGGCCAUGGAGGAGCUGGUGGAUGCAGGGCUGGUGAAAGCCCUUGGGAUCUCCAAUUUCAACCACUUCCAGAUCGAGAGGCUCUUAAACAAACCUGGACUGAAAUAUAAACCAGUGACUAACCAGGUUGAGUGCCACCCCUACCUCACACAGGAGAAACUGAUCCAGUACUGCCACUCCAAGGGCAUCACCGUUACAGCCUACAGCCCCCUGGGCUCUCCGGAUAGACCUUGGGCCAAGCCAGAGGACCCUUCUCUGCUGGAGGAUCCCAAGAUUAAGGAGAUUGCUGCAAAGCACAAAAAAACUGCAGCCCAGGUUCUGAUCCGUUUCCAUAUCCAGAGGAAUGUGAUUGUGAUCCCCAAGUCUGUCACACCAGCACGCAUUGUUGAGAACAUUCAGGUCUUUGACUUUAAACUGAGUGAUGAGGAGAUGGCAACCAUACUCAGCUUCAACAGAAACUGGAGGGCCUGUAACAUACAGCACUCCGUUCAUUUGCAGGAACAUCCCUUCCACGCAGAAUAUUGAGGUUGACUCUCCUGGUGACAUUACGUAGGGGAUUCUCUCUCUUCGCUGAAGUGUGACUAUCUCCACUCAAGUUCUAUUUUAGCCAAGCUUAUCUGAGGUCACAGUGAACUUGGUCCUGUUGUAGGACAGAAUCGAGGUGCUGUUUUAGAUUUUUAUUUCUGUAUGUUCAACUAGGAUCAGAAUAUCACAGAAAAGCAUGGCUUGAAUGAACAAAUGACAAUUUUUUCCACUUAUCUGAUCUCAACAAAUGUUUGUCAAGCAACAGAAAUUCUGCCAGCACUAAGGGUAUAAAGACAGAUAAUAAAAAAUAAUUAUCAUA